Molecule: messenger RNA, 1678 nt
Organism: Drosophila persimilis
Lineage: Eukaryota; Metazoa; Arthropoda; Insecta; Diptera; Drosophilidae
Product: alpha-N-acetylgalactosaminidase
Exons: 8
Coding region: 214-1488 (424 amino acids)
Biological process (GO): glycosylceramide catabolic process; glycoside catabolic process; oligosaccharide metabolic process
Cellular component (GO): cytoplasm
Molecular function (GO): alpha-galactosidase activity
Source: RefSeq, a predicted model, not a curated record
CAAUUUUAGUUCACACUUCAUUCCCGCGUAACGAAAAACGAUCGCACCACCUGCAAUCGUUCAAGUAUCUACACCCAGCCAAAUCGGUUGCACUUUUCAGGGCUAAUGGCAUUAGUUCCAUCAAGUCUUCCCCAAGUCACGGCAGCAAACAGAGCAGACCAAUUUGUACACGUCAAUUUGCACACUUGGCAUCUCUUCUAUUAACAAUUCGAGAUGCUUGGCACAGAACGCCUUUCGCAUCUGUUGUGUCUUCCGAUCUGGUUCUGCUGUGCGCUGCGAUGUAUCGACGGGCUCGAGAACGGACUCGCCCAAACCCCUCCCAUGGGCUGGAUGCCAUUCGAGAGAUUCCAAUGUACUGUUGACUGUAUUCAUUUCCCCAGGGAUUGCAUCAGUGAGUCGCUCUUUAAGCGCACAGCAGAUCUUCUAGUCUCCGAGGGCUAUGCAGCCGUGGGAUUCCAGUACUUGAUAAUCGACGACUGCUGGAUGGAGAGAAUUCGCGAUACGUCCACUCAGAAGCUCCUGGCCGAUAGGAAACGUUUUCCCAGCGGAAUGUCUGCUCUGUCCCGCUACAUUCAUGGACGAGGCCUGAAAUUUGGCAUAUACCAUGACGUGGGUCAGCAGACUUGUAUGUUCCGCGGUCCUGGGGCUCGGGGACACUUCGAGCUCGAUGCCCAAACCUUCGCCGAUUGGGGCGCAGACUACGUGAAGUUAGACGGGUGCUAUGCCACUGAGUCCGAGCGGAACAGAGGGUAUCCCGCCUUUGGCAAGGCCAUGAACAGGACUGGUCGGACGAUGGUCUACUCUUGCAGUUGGCCGUUCUACACUGAGAAACCCGACUACAGGUUGAUAGCGAAGCACUGCAAUCUUUGGCGGUUCGCAGAGGACAUCACGGACUCGUACACAUCAGUCUUCAGGAUAAUGGAGCUAUACCGCAGAAACCAGGAGCUUCUAUUAGCCCAUGCUGGUCCUGGUCGAUGGAAUGACCCGGACAUGCUGGUUUUAGGUAACUUUCGUCUCAGCUAUGACGCCAGCAGAUUGCAGCUGGCUAUAUGGUCGGUGAUCGCAGCUCCUUUGAUAAUGACCAAUGACUUGGAGACUGUGCGCCCGGAAAUAAAGGAACUUCUUCAGAACCGAGAAGUCAUUGCUGUAAAUCAGGACUUGCUUGGGAUGCCCGGAAAGUGCGUCAGGGCAUCGAAAUACUUUCAGGUGUGGGUACGUCCAGUCACCCCGGUCAACGACCUUGGCCAACACUCCUUUGCAGUGGCUUUUGUAAAUCGGGGAGGCUUUGACGCCUGCCCCUUGUGCCCUCGCAACUUCGAAGUCGUCUUGGAGCGUCUGGGUCUGGACAGCCCCACGGGCUAUUAUGUUGUGGACCUGUUCAACAGCAGUAGCAACAUGGGCAUGUUCAAGCCGAAUGACGCCUUCAACACUCGAAUCAAUCCAGAAGGAGUGACGUUCUACAAGUUUACAGUAGCGCCCCUCUACUGAUUUGAACAGUUUUCUUCAGAGUAUUUAUAAAUCGAGAGGUCUAUAAGCUCAUCCACUCAGUGUUCAAAUCUAAGAGUGUAUCCGGAGUAUAUGCCACAAAAAGCCACAGAUGAAUAUUUAUCAACGUAAUCCAGUGCCAUGUGGCGCGCUGGUUAUUGUUAUUCGAAAUAUAUAUACAUACAUACAUGCA